AUGGCCACCACCCAGACAUUCCGCAUUGUCACCUCUGAACCUCGACGGUUCGCCAACCCGUCGCCGCUAGGCUUGUCGGCUUUUGCCGUCACCACUUUUGUUCUUUCGUGCGUCAACAUGCACGUUCGAGGCGAAACAAAGCCCAACAUUGCCGUUCCCCUCGCCUUUGGCUAUGGCGGUUUGGUCCAGCUACUCGCUGGCAUGUGGGAAAUGGCUGUCGGAAAUACCUUUGGCGCUACAGCUCUCUCCUCCUACGGUGGCUUCUGGAUCGCCUACGGUAUCCUCCUCACGCCCACAUGGAACACCCUCGGCGCGGACGGCCCCUACGAAGGCGACACAGGAUCAGUCAUGGGUUUCUUCCUCACCGCCUGGUGGAUCUUCACCACGAUGCUCCUGAUCUGCACUCUCAAAUCGAGCUUCGCAUUCUUCUUCCUAUUCUUCGCCGUCGACAUGACCUUUCUCCUCCUCGCAUGCGAAAGCUACGCCAGCGAUCUAGGCAACGAGACGGCCAGGAGCGGACUCCAGCAAGCAGCCGGUUUCUUCGGUCUGCUAGCCUCGUUCCUCGCAUGGUACAACGCACUGGCCGGCAUGCAGGACAGCAGCAACUCCUUCUUCCGCGUCCCCAUGUUUCACUUUCCAUGGUCUGAUGCUGGCAUGCAAAUGCGAAAGGAGAGGGCCCAACACGACUUGGCUUGAUUUGAGACUCAUCACGACCUGGUUCGAUCGCCAUUUGGCUUGAUCGCGCAAUAUAUUCUGUUCUUGUUUUUAUAGAUUAUGACUUGGGAAAGACAAAAGUAGGUUAGAACGGGACUGCUUUGACUACCUAGACUAGACAGUAGGCCAUAUUUAAUGUUACCAUUCUACGAUUACCGU
Messenger RNA from Fusarium vanettenii 77-13-4, 873 nucleotides. RefSeq lists its product as uncharacterized. The transcript has 3 exons. Gene Ontology annotation, cellular component: plasma membrane. Gene Ontology annotation, molecular function: acetate transmembrane transporter activity. Bases 1 to 696 code for a protein of 231 amino acids. Lineage: Eukaryota; Fungi; Ascomycota; Sordariomycetes; Hypocreales; Nectriaceae. The record is from RefSeq and is a predicted model, not a curated record.